UACGACUAAAUCUUUCGUUACUGUUCUGCCUUUGCUUCCCUUUCAUCACUCCCUACAUUGCUUCUCAUCACACUCGUUCAACAUGAGAUUCGCAUACGUCGGCGCUGCUCUGGCUUUCGCCACCACUACUCUCGCUGGAGGUAGUCCCCAAGGUUAUGGCGGAGAUAGCGUUCCUCAAGCAGCAGGAGAGCCACGACCUGGAGUCGGUGGCUCCGGCCAGAAUGGUGGCGGCAUGAACGGCGGCUCUGGUCAACAGCCUCCUUUCGUGCCUGGGCAAUCCGGAAACGGUAUGCCACCGAAUGGUGGAAGGACGCAGAGCGAUGCACAGCCCGGUCAAGGUCAAGGUCAAGGACAAGGACAAGCUCCCGGAAGAAGGCCAGAAGAAGGACAAGGGCAGCGACCAAAUAGAGGUCCAUCUGGAAAUGGCAUGCAGUAUGGUCCUCAGAGCCAAGGCCAAGGACAAACUGGCCCUCAGCCGGGACAAGGUGGUGGUAGGCCUAGCGGCGCAACCCCACAAAACGGUGGACAAGCACAAGGAAGACCAGGCCAAGGCAGCACUGAGUCCUCUCCCGUAGGAGGCAAUGGCCAGCCUCACCAAGGUCAGCCAGGCCACGGCGGAACUGAGUCGUCUCCUGUCGGCGGCGGAAAUCAGCCUGGGCAAGGAAGGCCAGGUCAAGGUGGCACUGAGUCGUCUCCUGUCGGUGGCAAUGGACGACCUGGCCAAGGCGGCGCAGGCCAAGGCCAACGAGGUCCUUCUUUCUAUGAAGGGUCGGGUCAAGGUGGCAGGCCUGGUCAAGGAGGAACGCAGUCAUCUCCUGUUGGUGGCAACGGCGCUGGCAAUGGCGGAAACUUCCAGUUCCAAGGACCUCAGUGUUGCAUUCAAUCGUCCCCCGGAGGCGGACAACCAGGACGACAGCCAUCUUCAGGCGGUCCGAAUGGCCCUCAGCCUGGACAAGGUGGACGACAGUCUUCUCCCACCGGCUCUUCACCUGGCAACGGUCAGCCAGGGUCUCCAAAUUACGGCUCUCCGCAAGGCAAUGGUGGCCCACCGCGAGGUGGACAGCAGUCUUCGCCAAUCGGCUCAUCUCCAGGUCAAGGACAGCCGGGACGCGGUCAGCCGGGACAAGGACAACCUCAGCCAAACAGACAAUCUCCUCAAGGCUACGGUGGCAAACGUUCUGUCAAGCGUCAAGCUGGUGGGCAGAUGCCACCUAGCACUGGCGGGCAGAUGCCUGGAGGUGCUGGUGGGCAGUCUCCUGCUGCAGCGGGGGGCUCUGGGUCAUACGGCCAGUGCAUCUCUCCAGAAGAGGGUCUACAAUGGCUCGAUCAGUUCAUCUCUGUCCUUGGUCACACUGCGCCUAACCUUGAAGAGACUGCGAACCAGAUCAUUGCCGAUCAAUUUACUGAGAUCUCGAACUCGAUUUUGUCGCUGCAAGGCAAGCCUCAAACUGCGCAAAGUGUUGCAGCGCCAAGCAAGCAGGCUUGGGUCCAAGGCAUUAUCAAAGCACCUCCUCCAGAGGGCAUCCAGACUCUGGAUGUCGUUGUUGGCUGCAACAAGCUCGUCUGGUACUGGAGCUUUGAGAAGGUCGGAGCUGGCCGUUACCCUACUAACGGCUUCAACCUCUUCACCCUUACCCGCGGCGGGCAAGGUUUGCAGGCUGAGAAGCUCAACUUGGAGUUCGAUAGCAUCGCUUGGGGUCUGAACACUGGCGAGAUUGGCAGCGUCACUUAUGCCAACGGAACCGAAGCUCAAGCUGCUAUGGAGUUCCGAGGUGGUCCCGGAAAGGGUGAGGGUCAGAGCUCGCAAGGCGGGAAGUAG
Messenger RNA from Cercospora beticola, 1819 nucleotides. RefSeq lists its product as uncharacterized. Lineage: Eukaryota; Fungi; Ascomycota; Dothideomycetes; Mycosphaerellales; Mycosphaerellaceae. The record is from RefSeq and is a predicted model, not a curated record.